This is a messenger RNA of Mobula hypostoma (lesser devil ray), 6176 nucleotides long. RefSeq names its product 3',5'-cyclic-AMP phosphodiesterase 4-like. The record is from RefSeq and is a predicted model, not a curated record. Bases 178 to 1020 code for a protein of 280 amino acids. Lineage: Eukaryota; Metazoa; Chordata; Chondrichthyes; Myliobatiformes; Myliobatidae. The transcript has 3 exons.
AUGAACAGCAUUGUCAUAUUUUUUUGAAAUACUCAGAAAAUGAUCAGCUCGUAUUUAGCAUUUCUUUUGGAAAAUUCAUCCCUUGUACUGGAUCGGAUCACUGACCUGUUCUGUUAGUACACACCUUGAGCUUCCAGUGCCUCAUAUGCCUCCCAGGAUUUGACCACUGCUGCUCAGAUGGGGUGCAGGUGCUGUAGAAUGAUAAAAAGGUACAUCUUUGGACCAGCUAUUGUAGAACUACCAUCCACUGUGAGAAAUGAAAUCAAUUGUAAAAACAACGACAUUAAGCACGAGACAACAUUUCACAAUAAUAAGGACAAAACCAACAAUAUUGUUGCUUCAACUUUGGACAAGGUAAUAAACUUGGAAGAACAAGAUGCAGAAAUAGAAAUAAGGGAAAGUAAUGCAUCGAAGAAAAAUAUAGUAUCUGUACAAAAUAAGAUAGCUGAAGAUGUUAAAGACAACGCUAAUAAUGAUGCAACAAACAUGCUGAAUAAUAACCAAGUACAUCAAGUGUCAAGUGGAGCUGCUGCACAUCCCACUGAUACAAAUAAUUGCUCCUCGUACAAUAUAAAAGCUAUGAAUAAAAAUGAACAGGUACAUCCCCAUGGCUCAGGAACUGAAAAUGAUUGUCCAACAGUCAAUCGACUCUCUACACAUUGUCCUGCAGAAGUUAGUGCUGUUGCUCUGGAAGAAGAGAAAGUAGCAGACAAUCAUGAAAUUGCCAACAUGAAUAAUGAUAAAUUGCCAUCCAGAGAAAAUGAUGAAGUGUACCAAAACAAUUUGGAAACUGACCUUGAUGAAAUCAAAGUUUUAUCCAACCCAUCUUCUAAUGAAAAUCCUAAUGCCUUGAAUGGACACAAAGAUCUAGAAAGCACUCGUUCUGCCAUUGAUGGUGAAUUCAUCAGGAGUUUGCUUGAAGAGAAAUUCAGGUUAGAGUUUGAGGAUGCAGAGGUGGCAGCUGCCCUUGCAGCACUGGAGGCUGCAACUGCUGGGGAAGAUGAUGAGCUGGAGGACUAAGCAAUCUGUGUCAUUGAACCAGAGUGGACCUGAUGACUCUAACAUAAAGUUGGGUUUCAAAUGACAUUUCAGGGCACUUCAAGAUCCUGAAGAGUUUGAUUGAUAUACUAGAAAGGACAUGGGCAUUGUUGGCAAGGGCAUUUUUUUUUUGAGAAGGUAUUGGUGAAUGGCCUUCUUGAAGUGAUGCAGUCCAAGUAAUGAUGGUACUUCCAUAAUGGUGUUGCAUAGGGAGUUUCUUACAGAAAAUUAUCCUUUAAAUUGUCUUGUCUUCUUUGAUCGGAUUAGAUAGGAUACACUGUACUGAUCAUUUUCCCAUAAGGAUAUUGACUAUAUGAAAAGAUUGUAUGCUUUAAUGCAGUAGAAAUGAGAACAUAGGGUCCCACCACUUAUAUCAGGUAUGCAUUUCUUUGGUAUGUGCAAAGAUCUUUGUUCCGUUAUUAGAUGUAAAACAACUUCAGUCAAAGUCAAACAAAUUUAAUAAAUAUUGCAUCUUAAUUCACUGAGCUAGAGAAAGGUCUGAAAUCCAAGAGCAUGUGAUAGGUUGGUCCACAACUGCGAUCAUAGAAUGAAAAAUUAAAAUUUAUACUGCAUCCUAUAGUAAAAAUACAUGCAACUGGAAUGUUAAUAAAAGCAAACGAGGAGCGUAACAAAGUAAUUUCACAGCUUGAUAAGAAGCAAACUGAUGUCUAUGCCAGGAUAUUUCUGUCUGAAAAUAGAUGGAACAUUUAAACAGGGACUUUAAAAGUGAUAUCAAUGCAGGACAAUUAAGUCAUAUGUUUGGCUUCUACAAGUUCUAAACUGCAAGUGAUGUGGACUGCCUUAUUAAAGCUGCCACAAAUGAUUAUUUAAUGAACCAGACGUCAUGAAAAGUUUUGUAUAUACUGCAAUAUAUAUGUUACAUAUGUAUUAGUUGUGAAUGAAAACUCAUUAUUCUGACAGGAAAUGGCAAUCAGCAUUCUGAACUAAAAGUUCAGAAGCGGUCAGCUGAGAAUUUUAUAUAAUAAUAUUUUAAAUAGUUUGAAACGUAAUUUUUUCUACAACUAAUAUUUUAUGUGAAGUUCAAAAUGCAGCAUGCAUGGGUUUGUUAACAAGUAGCAGCAAAGAAAAUAAAUUAAUCACUUUUACACUUAAAACUCUGUUAAAUGUGAAAAAUAUUCACCUACACAACAAAACAUGAAACGAACUAUCAAGCAUUAAAAAUUAAAAGAAUCUAACGCGCAAUAAAACAUUUUCUGGAAGUUCAAAUCCACCAACACAUCUUACAAUACACUUUGGGAGAUUCCCAUAGGAACAUCAUGAUCUCUUCAUCAUACUUGGCAUUUCUUUGUAAUAUUUUCCAAAAGUUUAAGUGCUGAGAUAUUUACUGUAAGCAUCAAGUACUGCUAGAUUCCAAGCAUAAAAUUAAGUCAAUAGUCUAUCACUCUGGAGAUACAAUAAAGGAUCAACAAAAAAUGUAGGCGCCCAUCACUGCUGUUUAGUUUUGAUUCCAAAUUACUCCCUACAUUUCCAUGAAUAUAUGAAAUAUUCUUAUAUAUUUGGCAUAUUCUUAUUAGUGGAUUGCAUCCUUGUUUAUACCAAAAUAGUUGCCAUUAAAGAAAGUUGGCAGACAAUAAGGAAUUAAGGCAUUACAAUAAGGGCCCACCGGGGUGAAAUCAGGCUGUAACAAUUAUGGAAACACAAGAGACUGCAAAUGUUGUAAGCAGAAGCAAAACAAAAACAAUCUACUAGAGGAACUCAGUGGAUCAGACACCGUUUGAGGAGACAAAGGGAUGAUUGAUAUUUCAGGGCUCAGAGUGUAGAGGGGAGAUAGAAAGUAUAAAGAGGUAAGAUGGAAGGGUGAGGUCGAGGAUGGAACCAGGUGAGGGAGAUAAUGAGCAUAUCGAGCCAGAUAGGGAGAGGCAAUGAGCAAUCUGUUGGAGGAAAUUAACGGCUCAAGCAGCAUCAAUAGAAGGAAAGGAGUUAUUAGCAUAUCGGAUAAAAACCAUACAUCAGGACUGAGUGUGAAGAGACAAGAUAGCUAGUACAAAAUUGGAAAACUCAAUAUUCAUAUCAUUGGGUUGUAAAGUACUCAGGCAAAUGUUGUUACUCCAACAUGCAUUGGGCUUCACCCUGGCAGUGGAGAAGGACAAGAAUGGACAAGGCAGUGUGGGAAUGAGAAACGGAAUUGAAAUGGCAUGCAACUGGGAAUUUGGGAUGGCCACUGCACUCUCUCAGAAUUGUUGCAGGAUUUAAACCCAAAAUAUCAACACCGACUUCCCACAAACGCUGCUCAGCUUGCUGAGUUCCUCCAGCAGAUUGUUGCUUGAACUUUAAAAUGAACAUAGGAACAGAGAUCAAAAUUGACUUUUUCUGAGGGUAGCAGGAGAAGCUGAUAAUGAUGGAAAAUCUUAUGUGGAACACCUGCACCAGGAUUGCUACUGAGGUGGCUCACAACCUUUCUCCCAAAGGCAAUUAGAGGUUCUGGCCUGCAGUGACACCCGGAUACCAAAAACGAAUUAAAAUAAAGAGCUCUAGCCAAAGCUAAUUAGUAAAGCAAAGGGAAAAGAUUAAAAUUACUUAAAUCAAAGGAGGAACCUAUAAAUAAAAGGAGGGAGCACAAGUCAUUUUCCUGAAUGACAGAUUAGAAUAUACAAGGUGACAAAAUAAGACACAAGAUAUUAAAUCUACAGCAUGCAAUGAUUUCCACUUGAAGAUUAAUGACUAAUUUGAAGAUGCAUUAGUUAUAUUGCACAUAUCAGUUUAACAACUGAAAUGGAAGAACGGAAGAUUAGAUGCCAUUCCAUUAUUUAUGAGAAAGAAUGGAAAUCAGGCAACAUGUUAAAAUUAAUUCAGUUAUAGGCUGAAAUACUAAACUUACAAAUUUUCAUUUUCAUUCCACAUUGAAUCAUCUAUAUUAACCUUAAUAUUUCUCAUUAGAUGCUGAGUUUUCUCCCACAUUAUUGAAACCAGCUUUAAUUCCCACCGCUGUGGAACAGAUGCAUGCAGCAAUCUGAACGCACAGUGCUUUGAAAACGUAUUCGGCCCCCAACCCUUUGUUCACAUAAAUGAGUAUUGCAGUUAGGGAUUUUGAUCAGUUUAACUGAGAAUUUUUAUUUGUGAAUCAUAUACUCCUUUUUUCGCAGUACAGCCCAAAAAACAGAGAAAAUUGUAAAGCAUGAAAAACUAAGAAUUCAAAAGCUGAAUUUUCAGCUGUUCAAAAGUAUUCAUCCCGCUUUGCUCAGUAGUUAGUUAAACCACCUCUUGCACUUAAUGUCUUUUUGAAUAAAUCUCUAUUAGCUUUCCACAACAUGAUGUAAUAAGAUUUGCCCAUUCCUCCGUGCAAAAUUGCUCAAGCUGUGUCAGGUAAUUUGGGGAGUGGCAGUGGACAUCAAUCUUGAGGUCUUGCCAGAGAUGUUUGAUUGGGCUAGGGUCAGGACUCUGACUGGGCCACUCAAGGACAUCAAUUUUCUUUAUUUGAAGAACUUCAUGUUUGCUCUGGUGGUGUGCUUUGGGUUGUUGUCCUGCUAAAAGACAAACUUCCUCUGCAUUUUAAGCUUUCUGGCUGACGAUAGCAGAUUUUUAUCCAGAAUCUCUCCAUAGUUAAAAGCACAAAUCUUCCUAUCAACCCUGAACAGUUUCCAGUCCAUACUGCUGAGAAGCAUUCCCAUAACAUGAUGCUACUUCCACCAUACGUUACAGUAGGGAUGGUGUUACCUGACUGAUGCACUUACUGUUGAGGCCAAAAAGCUCCACUUUAGUCUUAUCCAAUGACAAGACUUUCAUCCACAUCUUUACGGUAUCUUCUAAGUGACGCUUUGCAAAGUUUUUAAGGGCAAGAAUAUGCUUUUUUUUAAAAGAGCCACUGCUUCUCCUUGCCACUUUUCCAUAAAUAGAGAUUGUGGAGCCAUGAAUAUCAUCUCCAGUUGCAGCCACUGGCUUCUGCAGACCACUUAGCACGACGUCACAAUAGCCUCUCUUACAGGUGCCAUUCUUCUCUGGCAACAAAGUUUAGAGGAGCAGUCUGACCCAGGCAGUGUGGCAGUGGUUUUGAGGUAUGUUCAACGUCUUUGAAGUGGUCUUGUAUCCCUCUCCAGGUCAUUGCUUCUCUAUUAUAAUUUCCCUGACUUGUUUUGAAUGCUCUUAGGUCUUCAUUUUCAUUUGGCCUUUUUGAAUAUCUACCAUACUGUUGAACCUUACUGACAGAGGGGGCAUUUAUUCUUAUGAAUUCAUUGAAAAAUAGUUGAUCUAAUUUUCUACAUCAGCAAAUUGGGUCAGUUGACAAGGUAAUACCUUAUAUUGCAUCUGAGGAAAGUUAGUGUAGAAAUUAUGAAGGGGAUAUAUACUUUAUCAGCAUCACAAUUUUGUCUUUUUUAAUUUUUAGUAAAUUGAAUGGUUUUGAAACUUUUCUUUCAAUUUGACAUGAUUCACACUGUUUUGUAGAUAAGCUCAAAAAAAAUCCUACUUCAAUAUUUUUCAAGUUUAGAAAAUGAAACAGUAAAAUGUGAAAAUAGUUGUUGGGCUCCCAAACACUGAGCACAUCUAUACGAAAUGCUGUCAUAGGAAAGCAGCAUCCAUCAUCAGAGAUCUCCACCACCCAGGUCAUGCUCUUUUGUCGUUCCUGCCAUCAGGUAGAAGGUACAAGAGCCUCAGGAAUCGCACCACCAGGUUCAAGAACACUUAUCGCCCCUCAACCAUUAGGAUCUAGAAUAGGAGGAGAUAACUACACAUACUUGCCCAUCCAUUGAGAUGUUUCCACAACCAAUGAUAUCACUUUAAGGCAUCUUUAUCCUGUUAUCUCAUGUUCUUGUUAUUUAUUGCUAUUUAUUUAUAUUUGUAUUUGCAUAGUUUGUUGUCUUCUGCACUCUGGUUGAUCUUUCAUUGAUCCUGUUACAGUUACUAUUCUAUAGAUUUGCUGAGUAUGCCCGCAGGAAGAUGAAUCUCAAGGUUUUAUAUAGUGACAUACAAUAUAUGUACUUUGAUAAUAAAAUUUACUUGGAACUCUUUUUCAACACACUGUGUAAGAUUUCUGUCAUCAUGAAACAUCCUUUGGUAAAUUAUCAACACCUUGGAAUAAAAAAGAACUUAAACCUUACAAGGAGAAUAAAGAGAACAAGAGAUUUUCAUGCAAAAAGUAUGACAAGAAAGUUAAGUGCUUUUUAUAUGAUGUAAGUUGUGAU